ACUUAUCUCUGAAUUCUGCGAUAAAUUUGACAUUGAAAAGAUUUGAAAUAAUGCUCUCUGAUCUUUGUUUCAAAGAAAGUGGUUCCUGAGGAUAUAAAGAACUUAUUAUAUCAUGGCUUUAAGAUGAAAGGGCUUAAGGAAAGGAGUGAGAAUUACUAUGUUGCUGAAUUAAAGGGAACCUCAAAAUAUUUCUGAAAAUCAAGGACUUUGAAGAGCACAGAUGAUGAGAGCUACUAAAAAACUUGUAUCUAUAAACUAGUUGGAAAAAAUAUUCCUCUGGAUUGUACAAGAAGGGAGAAACAGGAACCACUGGUAUAUGAGUGUCCUAAAGCUGCAAAUUAAAACGGAGAGAAAACAGUGCCAACUGGGAGCAGGGCAAGGAUGCCAAUUCCUCCUCCCCCUCCACCCCCACCCGGUCCUCCUCCACCUCCCACUUUUAAUCAGGCAAACACAGAGCCGCCCAAGCUGAGUAGAGAUGAGCAGCGAGGUCGAGGUGCCCUCUUACAGGAUAUCUGCAAAGGGACCAAGCUGAAGAAGGUGACCAACAUUAAUGAUCGGAGUGCUCCCAUCCUUGAGAAGCCCAAAGGAAGCAGUGGUGGUUAUGGUUCUGGAGCAGCUGCCCUGCAGCCCAAGGGAGGUCUCUUCCAAGGAGGAGUGCCGAAGCUCAGACCUGUGGGGGCCAAGGAUACUUCAGAGAACCUAGCUGGGAAGCCAGCCCUCCAAAUCCCCAGUUCUCGAGCUGCUGCCCCGAAACCUCCAGUGUCUACAGCCAGUGGCCGCCCUCAAGAUGAUACAGACAGCAGCCGAGCCUCACUCCCAGAACUGCCUAGGAUGCAGAGACCAUCUUUACCGGACCUCUCCCGACCUAAUACCACCAGCAGUACGGGCAUGAAGCACAGCUCCUCUGCCCCUCCUCCACCACCCCCAGGGCGGCGUGCCAACCCACCCCCUACACCUCUGCCUGUGCACAGUAACAAAGCCCCAGCCUACAACAGAGAGAAGCCCUUGCCACCAACACCUGGACAGAGACUUCAUCUGAGUCGAGAAGGACCUCCUGCUCCACCCUCAGUCAAACCACCCCCUUCCCCUGUGAAUAUCAGAACAGGACCAAGUGGCCAGUCUCUGGCUCCUCCUCCUCCGCCUUACCGCCAGCCUCCUGGGGUCCCCAAUGGACCCUCCAGUCCCACUACUGAGUCAGCCCCUGAGCUGCCACAGAGACAUAAUUCUUUGCAUAGGAAGACACCAGGGCCUGUUAGAGGCCUGGCACCUCCUCCACCCUCCUCAGCCUCCCCCUCUUUACAGAGUAAUAGGCCACCUCCCCCAGCCCGAGACCCUCCUAGUCGUGGACCAGCUCCUCCACCGCCACCACCCACGAUCCGAAAUGGUGCCAGGGAUGCUCCCCCUCCGCCACCACCAUACCGAAUGCAUGGGUCAGAACCCCUGAGCCGAGGAAAGCCCCCACCUCCGCCCUCAAGGACACCAGCUGGACCACCCCCUCCUCCUCCACCUCCCCUGAGGAAUGGCCACAGAGAUUCUAUUACCACUGUCCGGUCCUUCUUGGAUGAUUUUGAGUCAAAGUAUUCCUUCCAUCCAGUAGAAGAUUUUCCUGCUCCAGAAGAAUAUAAACACUUUCAGAGGAUAUAUCCCAGCAAAACAAACCGAGUUGCCCGUGGAGCCCCACCUCUGCCACCUAUUCUCAGGUGAAGCCUGACUUGUUCCUGUUCCUCAGGAAAAGGAUGGAUCUUCUCCUCUUCUCAGAUGGUCCCUUCCAUCCCCCUAAAGCCUGCAUGAGCGCUCCUAAGGUGUUUCUCCAGUGCAACCAGCCCCUAGAUUCCAAGCAUCCUCCCAGCUCACCUCCACCUAUGCAUCUUGUCUCUGGACUUGGUGAUUGGACUCUUUAUAUUGGCAGUAGGGUUUCAAGCCCUGCAACCAUCCCUCCUCUAGCAAGCCCUGCUAGCCAGAUGAGGAAAAAGCUUCCAUGUCUCCUGCUUUCCUCUUGGAGAAAGGUGCCUUGUUGUGAUGAGUUAACUCAUUUGGGGGGCAGGGUAGAGAAUGGUACUUCUACCUCCUCCUACCACUGUGGGAGGAAUCUUGCCAGGUAUAUUAUAUUUCAUCAUGUAUGAGGUUGGCAUGACCAUGACUUCUGGGGAAUGGGCAUUUUCAGUGAAACAACAUAGGAGUUUGCAGAAAAGUGAUCUGUUUUAAAGGUCUAAAUGUUUGGAGGAAGGGCAAGGAAAUGGGUCUGCAUUAUUUUUAGGGGUAUUUUUGGUUUUGUCUCUCCUCCUCAGCUUCCCCCAACCUCCAGGGAUAGGUUGGAUAUAAAUACUAAAUACUAACCAAUUGAACUAAAAAUCUAAUAUAAAGAGAGGGUGAAAUAAACUGGGGAUCCUUGUAGAGCUAGUCAGUUCUUCUAUAGCAAAGGGACCAAGAGUCAUUUGAAUCCUCAGGAUGCUGAGGCUGAGAGAUGUUUUUCUUCCUCCAAUCUACCAUCCCCUCAAGAGAAGAGUUGCUUUUUGUGGGGGGCAUCAUUCAUUCCUGAUUCACAAACCCAAAAAUCCUCCAGUGGGAGAUAGGAAGAUAGGGCCCAGGCCUUGGCCUUGACCUUGACCUUGAGUCCAUCUCAAUUUUUUUUGACCGGCACUGAAGCUCAGUGGCCCUUUCAAUCCUGUCCAGAAAUUUCAGCCCCUAGUAGAUGUUCCAACAUGUCAAAGAAGUCUUUGUUGGGCUCCAGAAGACUUUAACUAAGGCCUGCUUGUUCCAAACUUGACAGCCCAUCUGACCAAGCAGGCUCUUCUUCCUUUCUUCACCAACACCUUCCCAAGAUUGCAGGGGUUAGUACAGCAGAGUAGAGAAGGGUAGGGCAAUGAGUUGAAGCUUAUGGGGGUAAAGAUCCUUCCAUGCCAAGAAGCACAGAUACUUUGGUGAGAUGUGCCUCAGUCCAAUAGAACGUUCUUGGCAGCCAGUAAUACCUUAUUUCUUUAUCUUGCAGGAUCUAGUUAAAGAACACAGAGAAAAUGGAGGUUCUGUGAUACUCCUAGUUAUUGAGGUAGGAAAUGAGCUUGAGUGAUAGGACAGGGACUUCCUCUUCUCCAGCAGCAGGAUGGAGCUCCUGGGCUCCACACACCAGGUGGUUUGGUUUGCUACAGCCAUUGCCAUGUGUAGAGUCUGCUCAAAGCUUGGCAUGAGAGCAGGGAGGGCCAUGGCUAUUCCUUGAAAUGGAUGGGGAAAUUAGUUAAAAUUUCUCAUCAGCCACAUCACAGGCUUAAACUACCUUAGGGGCCUUUCUAAUCCAUUGGAUCACAGACUAAGUAUCUGUGCAUAGUGUCAGGUGAAACCCCAAGUCCCAAUGCUGAGUGAGGGAGGGCUCAAAUUAGGUUAUUUCUGUUGGGUCUGCUGUCCUCUGCCAUCUUUUGGACCACAUGGCUCUUGGAACAAACCAUGAUUAGGUCAGUUACCAAAUUUUUUCUUAAUCAUUCUUAUUUAUCAUUCUUAUUUUCAAAUCUGUUAGCAGUUAUCUCCCAGAAGUAUCUGUGGCAUCCUGAAGUGAAUAGAAUGAAGAAAGAGGACAUUAGUGGAGGGGAAAGGAGAGAGUACAAGAGUUGAUAUUGCAGCAGGGUUCCAGGGUAGAUGCUGACAAGUUACUGAACUUUGACUGUGAAGUCUUCCCAUUUAUUUUUGAAAUGGGAAUUGAUGAUGCCUUUUGUACAAUGUUAUCAAAAUGUGUCUUUUUUUUCCUUUACUCAAACAUACAGCAUAAAAGUAUAAAUAUCAACAAGUAAAAGCCAAACUCCAGCUUUUCAUUGGGGCUGAUGUCUUCUUCCCCUAUGAUCUGCUUCCCCUUAUAUUCCCCAGCAUUUGGACUGUGUCACAUGGGUAUUGAUUGCAUUUCAUUGUCAUGGCCUCGUUAAAACAAAAAAAAGGCCUGGGCCUAGAUCUAGUCAGAUGGGUUUUCUUCUUCAAAGCAUGUUGGUGACAAUAUCUAUUUAAAUGUCUUUGCCUUAUACACUAUUUGGUCCCGCUGUUAACAGAUUUGUUAUCAUGUAUAUUUACUAUUGAAGAAUGGGAAUGUGAUCUUCAUUCUUACUGAUCUAUUUUGUAUGUUGUAAAAAGUUUGUAAUAUAAGUUUAAGGUGGGCUAGCUGCAAGAGCACUAAAACGUCUCACCUUUUAAACGCCUCUUUUUAUCAGCUUGUGGGAAUGUUGACUCUUCAGUGGAAGAUUGGGUGGUCUCAUGUUGAGGCUGUUGCCCAGUCCCAUUAACCUUGUCCCCUCCCAGAAGGAGGAGACAUUACCAAACUAAGUAUCAGGAAGCUGUGUUAAAGCCCCUGUAUGGGUUUGGUUUUGUGAUGUUUUUCCCUAGUGGGAAAAACUUAAUAGUUAAUUCUUAUUGCUCUGUCUGAGAAGGGAGAGGACAGUGGCCUCCAGGUUUUUAAAUGAGCUUGAUCCACCUCUUCCCCUUCUUCCCUCAUCAUUGAACCUGGACCAAAGCACUUUGAUAUUCCAGGUGUGGUUUUCUGUAUUAUGGGGAUUUGCUCCAGCUGCAAAGCCCCAUCAUUUCUGCAGCCUGGGCCCGAAGAGUGAGAUGCGUAGGGCUACCCCUGCUGAGGGGUGCCAGGCUGCUAAUCUCCAGGAAUUCAUCCCAGCCCUCCCAGUUGGCAAAGGCAUGGGGACUAGUUGCUGGCCGUUGGCACCGGGGAAACCCCUCACCCCAUGGCCUUCCAACUUGAAACCCAGAUUUACCUCCAGGAAGAGGUGAGAAAAAGGUUGUAAAUAGACUUGCUACAGAACAACUCAGGGUUGGGGUGUAUUUUAAUUCUCCUGAUCACUUGAAAUAAUCUGUAGUCUGAGUGCAUAAGUAAGUAGGGGAGAAGUAUGACUCCAGGGUCCUUCCCUUCUGUGAAGUUCUUGGGGGUGUGUGGGGGGGGUGGAGUGUAGGGUACCUGAGGCCCUUUAGUGGUACUACACUGAGCUGUCUGUCCUUCUGGAAACCCAACCUACAAUCAACUGCAAAUCAAAUUUUUCACAUUCCAGUCAUUGUCUUUCUUUCCCUCUUGACUCUCAGUCCCUGGCUGUGUGGUGAAGGUGGCUUUCUGCCAGCCACCUUUUAGGAAUGGGAGGGGAGAGAGGUGGGUUGAUACAACUCUGCCUUCAAAACACAUCUCUUAAAAUCUAGCAAAACUUUAACCACCUUCAAAAAUGUACAAAAGAAUAACUGUCUAACCGAAGGAAGAGUUUGGUUCCAUUCAACUCCACGUUCAUUGUGCCUUUACUUGUGUUAGAUUUCUGUGCUUUUUUCCUCUUUUCCUCUUUGACACAAUUAAAAUCAUCCUUGAUAACUGCUAUUUUCUUUUUUCUCUUCCUGUUUCUUACAACUUAGUGGGUUCCUCUCUAAUUGUCUUAAAUCUCAUUCCACUAGUGGCAGAGGGGCCUAGCCAUCUUUUCUCACUUCUAACCUCUGUCCUUCCCCGGGGUAACCAGCAUGGAAGUCACAGUCAACACUGAAUAAAAGACUACAUACAAUGACACGUGUGAAGAGAGUGUGUAUGUGUGUGUGUGUCAGUCCGUCCAUCUGUUCGUGUCUGUUUGCUUGUGAACUGAUUUCUUUUUAAAAAAUAAUUUAUUGUAUGAUUUAUUUUGGACUUAUAUUCUGAUUAAGGUGCUCCCUCUCCCAAAUAGCAUUCAUUUUACCCCCUUCCCUCUAUGAUGUAUAAUCUGGUCUCAGGUUGGAGUCUUUGGUAUAUUUUCUUUCUUCUGGAUGCUGUGCAGUUUAAUUAAACUUCAUUUUAAAAAAACAACAACAACACUGAAAACUGUGUACUCUUGUCUGGAAUAUUGCCACAAAUUGUGGUGUAGAGUGGGGAGAAAAUCCAUUGCCUCAUAUUCCAGGUUAGUGUCGUGGUUUAACUCCAGGCCCCUUGAGAAAGAAGAUGUACUGACUUGAGCCGAUGCAUCUGCAGCUUUCCGGGGUUUUCUCUCUUCCUUUCCUACUAUAUUUUGAAAAUCACAAUUCUAGUUAGCCAUGCUGACCAGGUGAUUCUGAUAGAGUUGGACAUUAUUUUAGAUUUGCCACUUAACACCCUUUUGCCCAUAAUUUCAGAGAACGCUGGAGGCCCUCUGACCUGUAUACUCUCCUGGUAUCCCUUAUGAUUCUUUCUACCUGGGUUGCAUGGCAGGUUCUCAAAUUGAGGAGUGGAAGAAAAGGUAAGGGCUGAGCAUAGAUUGUGUCUAUGUUCCUGUGGGGGUAGGCUGAUUUUCUUCACUGCUUUUUCAGUUGAAAUCUUAGCUGGCUGUCUUGAACUUUGACUUUAAGUGUAAAAAUUCAACCAGACAUUGUCUGCUUACUAUCGUCAGCUGACACUAAGGCUUAAUGAGCUCAAUUUGCACUUUCAUCACUAGCAAAGGUCUUAAAAUUAUUUCCCAUACUGAUUCAUAAUGGGUGUGUGUAUGAAUCACUCUCACAUAAUUUAGAUAUAAAAACCUAUGAGAAGGAGGGAGGAAGGGGAAGAAGGACCUCCUCUAAGUUUCAUCCAUACUUACCAGAUUGGCUGAAUUCCUAAUUAUUUGAUUCAUCAUUGUUAUGACUAUGAAUAAUAAACUACCUAUUUAUUGAUUUAAUUGUUCCU
Choloepus didactylus (southern two-toed sloth) is the source of this 6622-nucleotide messenger RNA. RefSeq names its product WAS/WASL interacting protein family member 2 (gene WIPF2). The transcript has 9 exons. Gene Ontology annotation, molecular function: actin binding. The record is from RefSeq and is a predicted model, not a curated record. Bases 382 to 1704 code for a protein of 440 amino acids. Lineage: Eukaryota; Metazoa; Chordata; Mammalia; Pilosa; Megalonychidae.